Myripristis murdjan (pinecone soldierfish) is the source of this 3343-nucleotide messenger RNA. It is a transcript of the gene usta, whose product is annotated as uronyl 2-sulfotransferase a. The coding region runs from base 300 to 1514 and encodes 404 amino acids. Lineage: Eukaryota; Metazoa; Chordata; Actinopteri; Holocentriformes; Holocentridae. Gene Ontology annotation, molecular function: sulfotransferase activity. Gene Ontology annotation, cellular component: membrane. The transcript has 8 exons. The record is from RefSeq and is a predicted model, not a curated record.
UUUCGUUCCUCUACGCUCAGUAAUCUGACACCCAAAAGACUCUCUGCAGAAGGAUGGACCCUUAACUCCGCUGGAAGGACGGAAGGAAGAAACAGUCGAACAACGAGCUCAGACGAGAGGGACCGAGCAGAGGCGAAACGCUGUGCGCAAAAAACAACCCGUGGCUGCGGCGGCGGAGGAGAGCCGAGUGCCUGCGCGUCUCCAAAUAAGUGGCUGUCCGUCUCAAAUGAUCUCAAAGCGAAAAGUUUCACUUUCCACAGGCGGAUGGGUGACUUUCCACGGCGCUUUGUGAGGAGGAGAUGAUGAAGAAUUUCAGCAGCAGUCCCCUUCACAGCAACAACCAGACUCCCAACCACAUUAGAGAGCGCAACAACAAAAAGUACAGCUUACUCUCUGCUAUUCCGUUGCGACUUUCUCUGCGAGGUUAUGGUUUCUGCAUGGCUACGCUGUUCCUCUUCUGUUUCGGUUCCCUUUUUUACCAGCUGAACGGAGGACCCCCUAAAAUCCUGCUGGACAUCCGACAGUAUCUCGGUGAAUCCACGUUUCUGGAUGAUCACGGACCCCCUGCUCCAAGAGUGCUGCCGUUCCCCAGCCAGGUGGUGUAUAAUCGUGUGGGGAAGUGCGGCAGCCGGACGGUGGUCAUCUUACUGAGGAUACUGGCUGAGAAGCACCAGUUCAACCUGGUCUCCUCUGACAUCCACAACAAAACACGCCUCACCAAACAUGAACAGGUGGAUCUUAUGAAGAACAUCAGUAACAUCCCUCAGCCAUUCCUCUACACGCGGCAUGUUCACUUCCUCAACUUCACCAGGUUUAGGAUAGAGCAGCCGGUCUAUAUCAACAUCAUCCGGGACCCCAUCAACCGGUUCCUCUCCAACUACUUCUUCCGUCGCUUUGGGGACUGGAGGGGUGAGCAGAACCACCUCAUCCGCACUCCAGGAAUGAAGGAUGACGAGAGAUACCUGGACAUCAAUGUGUGUAUUCUAGAGAAUUACCCAGAGUGCUCCAACCCCAGAGUUUUCUAUAUCAUUCCCUACUUCUGUGGACAGCACCCCCAAUGCAGAGAGCCAGGAGUAUGGGCUCUGGAGAGGGCCAAACAGAAUGUGCUGGAGAACUACCUCCUUGUGGGUAUCCUGGAAGAACUGGAGGAUGUUCUGCUCCUGUUGGAGAGGCUCUUACCACACUACUUCACUGGAGUACUCAACAUCUACAAGAGCCCCGACUACAGGAAAAUGGGCAACAUGACUGGCACAGUACGUAAACACACACCUUCUCUGGAGGCCCUGCAGGUGCUAUACCACCGAAUGCGCUAUGAGUAUGAGUUCUACAACUUCAUCCGUGACCAGUUCCACCUAAUGAAGAAGAAGAUUGGCCUCAAAUCUGUCUCUAGACCCCCUGCCUACUCACCUGAUUUCCUGCGUGAGCUGGCCCUCCGAACACCGGAGCCUCUGGAUGAAGAUGAAGAGCUGGACACAGAGCUGGAGGAUGCCAACAGCUGGCUGGUUCAUGCCUAAGGGUUGCUUCAGUGGACAUAGCCAAUAGCUGAUUGGCUAGACUUGGCUGGAGAUGGCUGUAGGCAGCCUGAGGGUGAUGGGGAAUGUGCCCUAUCUGUCAGCAUUCCCAAGAAAAGUGAGGUGUGUUUGGGAGUGUGUGGAUUCUGAUGCUCGUGUUUUUACGGGCUCCGUUUUCCAUCUGCCAUAGACUCUCUGCUCAGCGGUGAGGACUGUAGGAUUGAGUAAUUGGAUGGACAAACUGCUCUAUUUAAAAACUGACCAAGGACGAUGGAAAAUAAUGUUACCUUUAUAAAGCUCAACUUGCAAGUUUGAUCCAUUUGAGCUCAUGUUUGUGUGCGUUUGAUGUAAGACAACUAUAAUUGCUGUAAUCUCCAGGCGAGAUUAGUGCAAGAUGUGGAAACAAAUCUAUUGGGAAAUGUUAGCAAUUUUGGCUACAGAGAUAUUUACUGUUGGAGAGAACUAAACUUAAACAUAAAUGAGAGACAUUGCCCAAGGUGGAGGGUCAGCAGAUUAAUGAUAGGGUGAAUGUCCUAAAAAGCUGGAAAACUUAAUGGGAAAUAGAGGGUAUCAAUGGCGAUUCCCUAAUUUGGAUAUUUUGGUUAUUUAGAUAUUUGUGUUUUUUUGUUUUUUUGUUUUUUUAAGUAAUUUUGUCCCUCUUCUCCCAUUUGUAAAGACCCUGCUUUCAUGUCUUAUACAAAGUGCCAAAACAUUUUAUGUAUAUUAGUCAUGCAGGACUGUUGUAAGUGCCAAUCCUCACUAAGAGGUCCAGUAACUGUGCGUGACUGGAACGUCUGCACACAGAUGGAGGAGUUGUGACAUAGUCAAGUCUAUUGUUACAGUAUCAGUUUAUUACAGAGUUUGUUUAAUUUGUAAAGUAUGAAUUAUAAAUGAGGGUCAAACAGAAAGCACUCAAUUAUGAAUUCAAAGAAUUCCAACUAUGUGUGCGUGAAUGAUUGGAUUUGACCAAACCAGCAGUGUAUUUUAGAAUAGAUUUAUUAUUUGGGGCAGGCCAUGGUUUCAACUUUGUGGAGAACAGUCAUAUGGGCUGGAUUGAGAGUCAAAAACUCUAAAAAAGAGCUUUUUCUGGAGCGUAUAUUUUUAAUCCAAAGUUUCAGAGAUUUGCAAAUGAAUUUGCCAAAUGAAAUACCAAUUGUUAAACUGCAAAGCAUUUCAGAACUGUAUGAAUAUACUGCACUUUGUCUAAAUUGGCUUUUCAGAAAGUUCUUCAUGAAAACUAUGGAUUUGUUCAUAAAACUGGAUUACUACUAUCCAAACUAUCCAACUAUCCAAAUAACCUUUAAGUUCAAAUAGGUUGAUGCUACUGUUAAAGGAUUACCUUCAGCAUAUAUUUGCAGCAGACAUUUUGUUGAAAUUGUGUGGAGUGCUUCCCGGCUAACAAUCAGUUUUGCAGUUGACCAACAGCUGUUCAUAGUGCAUGUUUUCCAUCACAGCAGUAAAAAGUCAUUCAGACAGUACAGUGAACAUCAACUAAUAUUUGACUCACAUGCCUAUCUGUCUUCUAUUUCAUCCCAUUAUGCUAGUUUAAUUUCCAUUGUAUGUACGUAUUCAUUGUCCUGUCAUGCUCAGUGUUUCCUUUUUUGCCAGAUUAAUUUAUUAUUUUGUAUUCAUUUGCAUUCCAGAUAAGAUUCUCAGGAAGGAAAAUUGUUUUAUUACCUUGAUCAUUUGUAUCUUUGGUUUCUGACAGCUAUGAAGCUAUUCCUGGCAUUUAAAGGGGGGAACAUGUCCAAAAUAAAAUUAUAUCAACAGCUGAAAACUGAACUGGUUAACAACAACUAAUGCAGUCCAUCAUUUUACAGUCUUUAAAAUAA